Molecule: messenger RNA, 902 nt
Organism: Arachis stenosperma
Lineage: Eukaryota; Viridiplantae; Streptophyta; Magnoliopsida; Fabales; Fabaceae
Exons: 1
Coding region: 115-783 (222 amino acids)
Source: RefSeq, a predicted model, not a curated record
CACAGGGUUUUCUUUUAUUCCUGCGAGGUCUAAACCAACCUAGUCCUCGCAGAGACAAGAAGAAAACCCUCCAAUACCGUUCUCGAGAACUCUUUUUUUCCUUUGUUUCAAACAAUGGAAGUACAUUCUUCUUCUGUUGUAACCAAAAGGUUAUGGAACGUGUUGAGGAUCACGUUCUUCAUGAUAAGGAAGGGAUUCGUUUCGAAGAGGAAGAUGAUGAUGGACAUGAAUCUGAUGAUGAAGAAAGGGAAACUCCUCAGAAAAUCUCUCGCAAAUUUCAUGUCAUUCCAUCACCAUCAUCAUCAUCAUAAGAACAUGAUGGCGCGUGUUGUUACGCAUGAUCACUAUGAAUUCUCAUGUAACAAUAGUCCAAACCCCGUGCCAAAGCGCAACAAGCACCAUUUCAAUUUUCCAUGUAUCCAUGCCCCUAAUGUUCUUGAAGAUCAUGAUUUUGAAGAAGGUAAUAGUAAUCAUAAUAGUAAUGCUGUGGUUUUGGUCCCUAAGACUCCAGAAUACGCAUUCAAUUUUAGGUUUGAUAAUAUCAACGGUUCUGAUUUCGCGCCGGGCGAGAGGAAAAGCCCUCUUCUUUCAUCGUCGCCGUUGAUCUCUACUGUGAGGAUAUCCAAUUACUCUGCUUUGGAGUAUGAUGAGAAUGAAGAAAUUGGAAAUGGUAGUGGUGGAGUUAUUGAUGAUGAAGCUGAGGAUUUCAUUAGAAGGUUCUAUGAACAGUUAAGAUCUCAAAGCCGCAUGCAGUUACUGCAUUACCAAGAUAAUAAUGUGUAAACAGAACAAUGUUAAUCAUCGAUUAUAGCUAGAUCUUGCUGAUGAGAAAUUGGUUACUGGGAAUAUAUGUUUGUCUAAAUUAUUAUGAAUUUUUGUUUUAUUUGUUAUGAAUUGUGAUG